This is a messenger RNA of Numida meleagris (helmeted guineafowl), 404 nucleotides long. Its product is annotated as small basic protein 1-like. The transcript is spliced from 2 exons. Lineage: Eukaryota; Metazoa; Chordata; Aves; Galliformes; Numididae. The record is from RefSeq and is a predicted model, not a curated record. Bases 100 to 288 code for a protein of 62 amino acids.
UCUAUAAAACCCAGGGUCUCCAGCGCUGCCCACUGUGGCCGUGUCAGACCUGCUUUGCUCCGAGCGUGCUGAGAUCUCCCCUCUCCUCCAGAUCCAGACAUGAGGCUGCUCUGCGUGCUCUUUGCUGUGCUCCUGCUCUUCUCCAUGGCCGCCCCGGGGCACGGGCAGCUCAAAGGCAUCUGCAAAGGGUACUGCUCCUCCGUGUGCGAAAAAAAGGACAUGUGGACGAUCCACCGAUCCUGCAAGAAGGCGUACUGCUGCCUCCCCCCUCUCAAAAAGGGAAAAUGAUGCCCAGCGGGUCCAGCAGUGGAGCAGGAGAGGCUCCGGCAGCAGAGCUCCUGGUGCUGUAUGUGCUGCGUGACGGGCGGUGUUUUUCGCUUCCAAAUAAAUACGAGUUGACGUGA